Molecule: messenger RNA, 1530 nt
Organism: Vicia villosa (hairy vetch)
Lineage: Eukaryota; Viridiplantae; Streptophyta; Magnoliopsida; Fabales; Fabaceae
Exons: 5
Coding region: 1-1530 (509 amino acids)
Molecular function (GO): zinc ion binding; nucleic acid binding
Source: RefSeq, a predicted model, not a curated record
AUGGCUGGGAGGAACGAUGCUGCAAUUGUUGCUGCAUUGGAGGCUAUGGCUCAUGCUUUGGAGCAUCAGCCGAACAGGGAGAAUCCACCUAUCUUUAAGGGUACUCAUGGUCCUGAUGGCACAUUAACAUGGCUGAAGGAGAUUGAGAGAAUCUUCCGCGUGAUGGAUUGUACUCCGGAUCAAAAGGGAGUUCUUGAGUACUUUCCUGAGGAUGUUCGUGGCAAGAAGGAAAUCAAGUUCCUUGAGUUGAGACAAGGGAAUAAGUCGGUUGUUGAGUAUGCUGCUAAGUUUGGUGAGUUGGCUAAAUUUUAUCAGCAUUAUGAUGGACCAACUGGUGAAUUUUCGAAGUGCAUCAAGUUAGAGAACGGAUUGCACACAGAAAUCAAGAAGGCGAUUAGUUAUCAGAAGAUUGGUGUCUUCGGAGAUUUGGUUGAUAGUUGUCGAAUCUACGAGGAGAACAAUAACGCUCAUUAUCGGGUUAUUAGUGAGAAGCGAGGCAAGAGUCAACAAGGCCGUGGCAAUCCUUAUGAUGCUCCAGUUGGAAAGGGUAAGGAGAAAGCUACUGAGGGCAAGAGAACUAGUGGGAGAGAUGCUCUCGCUUGUUUUGUGUCCUUCAAGUGUGGAAGAGCUGGUCAUAAGAGUAAUGUGCGUACUGCUGAGGCCAAGAGGUGUUUCCGUUGUGGUAAGAUUGGGCAUGAGAUAACUGAGUGCAAGCAUAAGGAGAUGGUUUUCUUCAACUGUGGUGAAGAGGGGCACAUUGGUAGUCAGUGUCAGAAACCAAAGAAGGAGCAAGCUAGUGGAAAGAUGGUCGUCGAUACUCCAGCUAAGGGAUCGGUGACAACUUCUCUUGUGUGUUUAAAGUGUCCCUUGUCGAUUUUCGACAGAGACUUUCUUGUCGAUUUUGUUUACUUGUCGUUGAGAGGAUUGGAUGUGAUCUUAGGUAUGAACUGGUUAGAGUAUAACCAUGUCCAUAUUAAUUGUUAUGACAAGUCGGUGAGGUUCUCUACUCCUGAAGAAGAAGGUGUUGAAUUGUUGUCUGCUAGACAGUUGCGCCUGUUAAUGAAAGAAGAAGUGCAAGUGUUCGCGUUGGUGGCAUCGUUGUCUAUUGAGAAUCAAGCUAUAAUAGUUGAGUUGCAAGUGGUGCAAGAAUUUCCUGAAGUUUUCCCUGAUGAAAUUCCUGAUGUACCGCCAGAGAGAGAAGUUAAAUUUUCUAUUGACCUUGUACCUAGUACUAAACCUGUGUCUAUGGCACCGUACAGGAUGUCCGCAUCAGAAUUGUCGGAAUUGAAGAAGAAACUGGAGGAACUACUUGAGAAGAAUUUCUUCAGACCAAGUGUGUCAUCGUGGGGGGCUCCAGUAAUGUUAGUCAAGAAGAAAGAUGGAAAAAAAGCUAUUGUUGUGGUCAAUGCUUUAAACCAAAAGACUUUGCAUAUGUUGGCAAUGAUGUAUAAGGAAUUGGAAUUGAUUGAGCAAUUCAGAGACAUGAGUUUGGUCUGUGUGUUGACACCUGUUAAUGCUUUUAUUGGCUGA